AUGCCUCACACCGACGUGGAUGUACUUGUCAUUGGCGCUGGUCCCACAGGUCUAGGUGCUGCAAAGCGAUUGAACCAAAUUAACGGCCCGUCAUGGGCGAUCAUUGAUUCGAACGAGAUCCCCGGUGGUCUCGCAUCUACAGAUGUCACCAAGGAAGGCUUCCUAUACGACGUGGGCGGACACGUCAUAUUCUCUCACUACAAGUACUUCGACGAUUGCAUCGACGAGGCCCUGCCCAAGGAAGACGACUGGUACACACAUCAACGUAUCUCCUACGUACGAUGCAAGAACCUGUGGGUGCCAUACCCGUUUCAGAACAACAUCUCCAUGCUGCCCAAGGAAGAUCAAGUCAAAUGUAUUGAUGGUAUGAUCGAUGCUGCUCUUGAGGCAAGAGUCGCAAAUACAAAGCCAAAGGACUUUGAUGAGUGGAUUGUACGCAUGAUGGGCACAGGCGUUGCAGAUCUCUUCAUGCGGCCCUACAACUUCAAGGUCUGGGCUGUACCAACAACCAAGAUGCAGUGUCAGUGGCUCGGUGAGCGCGUUGCUGCGCCCGAUCUCAAGAACGUUACCAAGAACGUCAUCCUCAAUAAGACUGCUGGUAAUUGGGGUCCAAACGCAACAUUCCGCUUUCCUGCGCGUGAUGGCACAGGCGGAAUCUGGAUCGCUGUCGCCAACACCUUGCCCAAGGAGAAGACUCGAUUUGGCAAGAAGAACACCGUGAAGAAAGUCGAUGCCGAUGGCAAACGUGUCCUGCUUGAGGAUGGAUCCACGAUCGGCUACAAGCGCCUCAUCAGCACCAUGGGUGUUGACUACCUCACAGAAGCUAUGGGUGACCAGAAACUUCACGACCUCAGCAAAGGACUCUUCUACAGCAGUACCCAUGUCAUUGGUGUCGGCAUUCGUGGCAGUCGGCCGGAGCGCAUCGGCGACAAGUGCUGGCUCUACUUCCCCGAGGACGACUGCCCCUUCUAUCGUGCCACUAUCUUCUCCAACUACUCACCAUACAAUCAGCCGCAAGACGACGUCAAGCUUCCCACACUACAGCUCGGUAAUGGAUCGCGUCGCCAAAGCAUGCAAGCCAAGGCCGGUCCCUACUGGUCAAUCAUGUUGGAAGUGUCCGAGUCUAGCAUGAAGCCUGUCGACAACGACAAUUUGCUUAAGGAGUGCAUUCAAGGUCUCGUCAACACCGAGAUGAUCAAGCCGGAAGACGAAAUUGUCUCGACGUAUCAUCGACGAUUUGACCACGGCUAUCCGACACCCUCCCUCGAGAGAGAAGGUGUUCUGAAGGAGCUUCUCCCUGCUCUGCAAGCGAAGGGCAUCUACAGUCGUGGUCGCUUCGGUAGCUGGCGGUACGAGGUUGGCAACCAAGAUCACAGCUUCAUGUUGGGUGUAGAAGCAGCAGAUAACAUCGUCAACGGUGCUGCGGAAUUGACGCUCAAUUAUCCCGAUUUCGUCAACGGCCGCAAGAACGAUGAAAGACGUCUGGUCGAGGGUGGCAGCCUGUUCGCCAAGGAGAAGGGUAAUGUCACCACCGGUCGCCGCAUGACUGGAGGCAAGGGCACUUUGGGCGGGACACUCCCUACACUCACUCCUACCAAGAACAACAUCUCUACCGUCAAUGGCACGUCUUGA
Molecule: messenger RNA, 1632 nt
Organism: Cyphellophora attinorum
Lineage: Eukaryota; Fungi; Ascomycota; Eurotiomycetes; Chaetothyriales; Cyphellophoraceae
Exons: 4
Coding region: 1-1632 (543 amino acids)
Source: RefSeq, a predicted model, not a curated record